Gopherus flavomarginatus (Mexican gopher tortoise) is the source of this 2421-nucleotide messenger RNA. It is a transcript of the gene NFYB, whose product is annotated as nuclear transcription factor Y subunit beta. Lineage: Eukaryota; Metazoa; Chordata; Testudines; Testudinidae. The record is from RefSeq and is a predicted model, not a curated record. Gene Ontology annotation, cellular component: CCAAT-binding factor complex; nucleus. Gene Ontology annotation, biological process: regulation of transcription by RNA polymerase II. The coding region runs from base 20 to 901 and encodes 293 amino acids. The transcript is spliced from 2 exons. Gene Ontology annotation, molecular function: RNA polymerase II cis-regulatory region sequence-specific DNA binding; DNA-binding transcription activator activity, RNA polymerase II-specific; protein heterodimerization activity.
GGUUCCACUGCAGGCUCGAAUGAAAUGUCCGUCUCCCUCCCCGGGCCCCGGCGCCGCCGCCGAGGGGACCAGGAAGUGGGGAGAGGAGCCCGGGCCCCGCCAGCGCCCGCUCGCCUCUUUGUGCGGCCGGAGCCGGGACGGGCGCGGCCGGAGCCGGCAGGGGCAGGCGGAGGGAGAUGGGACUGAAGCCGCCCCCCCCUCCCGCUGGCCCGGGUUUUGGGGGCACCGCGGCCGCUACUCUGGCUCCAUUUUGUGGGCCCGGGCGGCGGGAGCGCGGCUCCCCGGGCUGCCCCUGCUCCGCACACGGGUGAGGGCCCCUGCGCCGCCCCGGUCACAGCGGGGGUUGGGAGCCGCGAUCCCCCUUUGCCCGCCUCCGGGGUCCCCUCGGCCCUGGCUGCGGUGCCCAGCAGCGGGGCGGGAACGGGGAUCUCCCCCGUCAAACCCCGGUCGUGUCCCCUUUGCUCCCUCCCCCGCCCUGCAGCGGGGUGACUUGGGUCUCCGCGGAUUGGGGGCCGCUUGUGGGAUUUUAGGCGGGGAAGGGGCGACCUUUUCUGCCCACCCUCGGCAGCCCCGGCCACGGCUGCUGAGCGUGCGGGAAGUCCGAGCCCCUGAUGCGGCCACAGCUGCUCCCCGACCUCCAGCUCCCCCGCCCCCCGCAGUUCCGACUUUGUGCCCGUCUGCGGACUGGGAGGAUGGCGGUGUUGGCGUGGUGCGCAUCUCGGUGAUCCUGGGAUCAGCUAGGACAACUAGGCUCCUCUGCAUGGGCACCCAGCAGCUAACCUUGCAGUCCUCUCACGGGACUCCACUUUUUAUUGUUAUCUUCACUUUGGAGUGUGACCUUCAUGUGGUAUUGCAUCCUCUUUUGUGGACUAGAGCAUCAAUGUUUGUAGUACAGACUUGACACAAAUUGAAUGACUGUCUGUGAAGAUGGCACAGAGCAAUCUUCAACAAUCAGCCCAUCCAGAAGAACAAUGAACUCUACGCAGAAGCCUAGCUGGAAAAGUGGCUGAUGAUCCUUAACCUAGGCACAUGGCCAAAGGGGUCAGAGACUUUAUUCAAGAGGGAAUGCUGUCUGUGAAAGGGGCGGGGGAUGUCAGACUAGUGCCACACUCAAGAAGACCAGGCUAAGGAGAGAAGAGGCAAGAAGGGCUGCCCAGUCUAAGGAUGCUGAUCAAACCAGGAGUCGCAGGAGGGAUGAGAUCAGACUGGGGAAUGUAUUCAGUACUAUUGUUUUUCAAAGAUCUGUAACUCAAGUGAUUAUUUUAAGAGUAAAGUGUCUAUGGUUAAGACAUUCCUUUACUAAGUCUGUAUUCCUUGCUUGCCUGCCUGCCACAUUGUCUUGGAAAGGGUUGACACAGUGUGGUGGAACUCUGAGGAGCAUAUAUAAGCACCUGAGGCGUAGGUGGGCUGGGGUGUGAGGUCACUGGGGUGUGGGGGCAAAGUGCCCAAGAGAGAUGUCAGACAAGUAUCUUCACCUUGGAGUGUCUAAAGACCCAGGGCUAGGAACAGUAACCAGUCACUGUCCAGACCCAAAUUGCUUAGAAACAUGUGGUAUCCAGUAGUUGUGUUCACUCACAAUGCUCCCUGCCCAGAGAGAGGGACUCGGCCAGGUUGCGAUAGACACAAUCUUCAUGUGGUUAAACUAGCAACAUUAUUAAUCUUGUAAUUCCUAUCAACAUAGUUACAAGGUUGCUUCUUCGUUUCAGGUUGGAUUCAUCCACAGUAGAUAUACUAGCACCCCUGUUACUAUAACAGCCAGCACUGGUGCAGUUUGACCUGUUCUAAGCUGCCGAUGUAGACAGGUCUCAAACAUUUUCAUCUUGAUUGCUAUCACUAGUGAGAGUUAUCAAGUAUCUGCAAUAUUGCUGAUGGUUGCAGUAAGAUGAGUACUCAGUCUGGUAUAGAAUAUAUACUUGAAGAAAAUCCUUUCUGUGGACAUAAAGAUCCAUGACGUAGAUCCUUCUGUAGGAUCAGUUGUAAGACUGCUUUUCAUUCUCAUUAAGGAGAAAUUCAGAUGUGAAUGGUUGGGUUUUUGUUAGCCAAUGACUAUGUAAGAUUAAACAAGAAACAACAGAAAAAAACCACAACAAACAAGGUUAAUUAAACUCCUGAAGGUAGGAAACAUUUACUUUAAUUCCCAGAUAUGGAAAUUGUGAUACAGCGUGUAUCUUGCUGAACAUUAAAUAACUGGAAUUAAUUUUUAAGUGAAUAUCAUAGACAGCAUCCCAGCUAUCACACUUUAUCUAAAAUGGUUGCCUGGAACUCAGCUAUUCCUCCGUAACAAGGUGAUGAAGAUGAGUGUUUCUGCUUCCCUACAGUGAAAGCAAUGAAGAAGUCCUAGUACACCAGUGUUACUCAAUUGACCACCUGUGCACUCUACUAAAGUGGAUUCCUUGAAAUAAUGCCAAAUUAAAUUUUAGA